Molecule: messenger RNA, 2709 nt
Organism: Saccharomycopsis crataegensis
Lineage: Eukaryota; Fungi; Ascomycota; Saccharomycetes; Ascoideales; Saccharomycopsidaceae
Exons: 1
Coding region: 1-2709 (902 amino acids)
Cellular component (GO): plasma membrane
Molecular function (GO): calcium-activated cation channel activity
Source: RefSeq, a predicted model, not a curated record
AUGAGUAAUAAUAACGACAACGACCCACUUCCUGGGCUUGAUCCUAGCAAGUUCCCUCAACGGGUGUUUAUUUCCCAAUUGCUCUUUUCAAUGUUUAUCGGGUUCUUUGGGUUUUUGGUCUUCUGUUAUUUGAGGCCUAGAUAUCCGCAAAUAUACUCACUACGAACGCUAAGAAGGCUGGAUAUUGAAACUUUGCCUAGACACUGGUUCCUGUGGAUUAAACAAUUGUACAUUAUCAAAGAUGAAGAAGUAUUGGCACUCUCGGGCCUUGAUGCUUAUGUCUUUUUAUGCUUCUUUAGAAUCUCUAUAACUAUCUUCGGAGUUUUAACACUUAUAAGUUUUUUGUUCAUUGGGCCAAUCCGGUAUUAUACAACGGGACACUAUGACCAUCAUGAAGAAUUUGGUGAUGGUGAUGCAGUGGCGAGCGUGAACAUCAUGAAAUUGGUUGGAUUAUUCUACAGUAUCUCAGAUACCAGUGAUAGAGAGGAUGAUAGCAAGCCUAGCAAGCCACCAAUGAUACCGCCUAUGUAUGAGGAGUUCCCUUCGUAUCUAUGGAUCUAUGCAGUUUUCACGUAUAUAUUUGUAUUGUUGAGCUUGAAUUAUUUGUUGAAGCAAACCAAGAAAAUUAUAACCAUUAGACAAAAUUACUUGGGGUCUCAAAAUUCAGUUACAGAUAAGACCAUUAGAGUGGACGGUAUCCCUCCUCAAUUGAGGACUGAGAGUGUUUUGAAGAAACAUAUUGAGCUGUUGGGAAUUGGUAAAGUAUUGGAGCUUCAUAUGAAUAGAGAUUGGGAUACUUUAGAUCAUUAUAUGAAGGAAAGAAAGCAUAUUGUGAAGUGUUUGGAGAAAACAUACAUCAGCUAUCUUGGAUUAGAUGUGAAUAUUAAUAAAGGCGAAAUUCCACAAGCAUCAAUACCAAAGCUACCCAACGAAAUUGAAACAGAAGAUUCAACUAAUGAAAGAAAAAGACCUACAAUGAAGACGGGGUUUCUCGGAUUAUUUGGAACAAGAGUUGAUACUAUUAAUUACUAUUUGAUCCAGUUGAAGAAAAUAGAUUAUGAUAUUGAAAUGCUCAGACAGGAAAACGCCUUUAAACCAGCCGACUCUGCAUUUGUCACAAUGGAUUCUGUUGCUUCCGCCCAGAUGAUUGCCCAGGCAGUACUUGAUCCUAAAGCUCAUAAUUUGCUAACAUCAUUGGCUCCAUCACCUUCAGAUAUAAUCUGGGAGAGUUUUGCUGUCCCUUCUGUUAAGAGAUAUAUUCAAAAUUAUUCAAUUACUAUCAUGUUUGUUAUCACUUCUGUUGUUUUGAUUUUCCCAGUCUCUUCAUUGGCUGCCCUUAUCAAUAUCGAAACUAUCACCAAAUUUUGGCCAAAACUAGGACACGUUAUUGCUGAUUCCAAAUGGUUGACUACCUUGGUUACUGGUAUUUUGCCUCCAACAUUAUUUACAGUUUUGAAUGUCUGUAUCCCGUAUCUUUACAGAUGGUUGUCGACAAAACAAUAUUUUCAUUCCAACGGUGAUGUUGAAUUAGCUUCAGUUUCGAAGAACUAUUUUUACACAUUCUUUAACUUAUUUUUGGUUUUCACCAUUGCUGGUUCCGCUGCCAAUUACUGGUCGUACUUUACCGACACGACGAAAAUUGCUUAUCAGUUAGCCAAUUCUAUAAAGAAAUUGUCUUUAUUUUAUAAUAAUUUGAUUCUUUUGCAAGGGCUUGGGAUUUUCCCGUAUAAAUUAAUGCAAUUUGGUGAUGUCUUUGUUAUAGGAUGUUAUAAGUUUGUGCAGAUUUUCUACAAGACCCAAGUUAGGGUGAGAACUCUAAGGUAUUUAUAUUAUACUCCAAAAAUUUUUGAUUUUGGAUUAAUUUUGCCGCAACAUAUUUUGAUUUUUGUCAUUACCAUGAUUUAUUCCAUUAUAUCCACCAAGUUAUUGGCAUCGGGCUUGCUUUACUUUAUUUUGGGGUAUUUUGUUUACAAGUAUCAGUUGAUUUAUUCAAUGAUCCAUCCUCAACAUUCAACAGGGAAAGUGUGGGCGAUAAUCAUGCAUCGUUUAAUAGUUGGGUUAGUCAUCUUUGAGCUAACAAUGAUUGGUACUUUAGCGUUGGAAAAUGCGGUGAUCUUGGCGAUUUCAUUGUUACCAUUGAUAGGAUUAACAAUAUGGUUCCAUUUCAGAUUUGAAAAAUACUAUAAACCAUUACUUCAUUUUAUUGCUUUGAGAGCAGUCAAGAAUCCAAGAGGAAAGAGAUUUGUAUCCACCACCAACGAUUUAGAAAAUGUUCCUCAACCCAAUAUGGCUGAUAAUGAGACCAUUGGAAAUAGUAUUUUUGAAGAUUCUAGUAUUGCGGAUGUGAGUACUAGCACGGAUAUUAUUGACUCCCCAUCAAUGGAGUCCUUGGAAACAACCCAAAUCUUGAACACUAUGCAAAGAUCAUUACGCAAGCGUCGUAGCACAUUUGAUGAAGACAAAAAUUUCAACCAGAGCUAUAUUUAUCCAAAUUUAAUUAAAAAGUUAGAUGGUCCUUGGGUUGGUUUUGAAGGAAAUACUGUUGAAGUAAUAAACUACGACAACUGUGAAUUAUUGAAGAAUAUUAAUGAAGAUGUGAGAAUUGACGUGAGGAAGAUCGAUGUCGAUAAAAUUAAUGAUAAGAUCAAUGAGAAUUAUGCCGGGGAAGUCGUAGUGAGCAAAGGGGGAAGAUUUUUUGAAUGGCAGUGA